Molecule: messenger RNA, 2370 nt
Organism: Macrobrachium nipponense
Lineage: Eukaryota; Metazoa; Arthropoda; Malacostraca; Decapoda; Palaemonidae
Product: RING finger protein 141-like
Exons: 6
Coding region: 141-1019 (292 amino acids)
Biological process (GO): protein autoubiquitination
Molecular function (GO): metal ion binding; ubiquitin-protein transferase activity
Source: RefSeq, a predicted model, not a curated record
AUAGCCACCAGUUCAGUUCUAUGGUAUGACCUUUGUGCCCUUUAAGAAAUGCCUUUUGUGAAAAAAUCAUGAAAUCAGUUCUGUUAAUUGACUGACAGGACACAUUUAUAAAGGAACUUCUCAUCCUACAUUAUAUAAGGAUGGGACACGGAAGCAGCACAGGCAACCCACUGCGGGAGAACCUAGAGUCUCUUCAUAAUCAGCUGAUGAAACACGCUGGUGCUGAUUAUGACAUUGCAACCACUACAACACUUACCUAUGACCAGUUUUUAAGUUACAUCACUCAGCUCAAUCAAAUCUGCCGAGAGUACAAAGAUAAUGAGGGCCAUGUACUGGUGUUUGCAGUUAAAAAAGGAACUGAUUCUACUAUAUUUUGGAAAGCCACAGUCCGAAUUGCUUGUGUAAAGCUCAGCACUGCCACUAAUAAAGUGUUGUCUUACCGACUCCUUAACAUUCGCCAGUUUCUUCAGGUGUUUCGCCGUAUAACUUAUGAAUGCACCGGUGGUUCUCUAGGAGAAGUAGAGGGUCAGGAGGCUAAUAGUGCAUCAGGAGAUGAAAGUGGUGCCAUUCCUGGUAGUAAUGUUCCUGUGCCGCCCACAAUGGCUGCUUCCAUUGUGUUGGGAGGUAUGCAGGAAUUGUCUACUACUGCUAGAACCCAAUUGAGCCGACCUGGAAUGGAGAGCAAUGGAGCAACAGGGACAUGUGGGACCAAUUUAGAAGAAUGUGUCAUCUGCCUGGAGCGUCGGCCUGAUGUGAUUCUUCCGUGUGCCCAUGCUUACUGUCUGCCUUGCAUCGAACAAUGGUGGGAAUAUUCUAAUCCAUCUGAAGAAUGUACUUCAAACAAUGUUGUGCUCUCCAUGACUGUUGUAGAUAAGACCUGCCCUGUGUGUAGAGAGUCACUGAAGAGCACUGAUGAUACUUGGGUCUUAUCAGAGGUUCCUGAUGAUGACCAAGUAAAUGAAGAGAUUCGAAGAGCACUUAUUGGUUUGGCUGGUGACAAAACAGAGUCUCCCCCAUGAUUGAUGUGAGGAGAGAUUACAUCGAAUGCCAAAGGAGUUUAACAAUUUUUAAAAAUUGCUACUGUACUGUGAUGUGGGAUAAUCAGUAUUGGUUAAUGAUAAGAACAGAUUUGAAAGUGAAUUUGUCCAAAGUGUGCUUAUAUGAAAUUUAAUACCAGAAGUUUGUGAUUGUAAAUAAGUUCUUCAGAAUAAACAACACUUAUGAGUAGAUUAAAUACGUUUUUUUUUUUUUUUUAAUGCAGUCAACUCAUUUUCAGGUGAUUCCAGGAAUUAUAGAUCUUAGAGAUGAUGAUGAUAGGUGUUACUAGUUGGUGAUAUAUAAAAGUAACUAUUACAGGCAGACCUCAUGUGGGUAACAGUUUACAUCACUUACAGGUGGCUUAACCAUAUACUAACGUACAUUAAUGGUAGUAUAAUCCCAAUUCAGACCUAGUUCAUGGGACUGAACAAAUGUCUAAUGCAUGAAUAGAAAAACAGGUAGUAACCUUUUAGUAUUCUUUAGCAUAUAAUGAAGUUUUGGUAAGCUUUGACAGGUAUAAUGUGAUAGCAUAAUCAUGCUCCCUUUCUACAUAGAAUUCUGUCAUUGUGAGAUUUGUAAGAUGGAAAUUAAUUUGAACUUUGCCUGGUUGCUGUCAAGAAAUAGUGGAGUAGAUGGAAGAAAGCUUUGUAUAAUGUUUGUAAGGUUACUGCAGUGAUAAUAUAAUCAUAAAUUUUUUUUACGUGGGCAACAUUAGGGGAAUACUGUAGUCAAUAUCUCAUACGUGGCAGUUCCACCUUCAGUUCUUGUUUCACAAAUUUAGUUGCAAGUUAGCUGCCAAGAGUAUUUUGGAAUGAAUAUUAUAUUCCUGUGGGAAAAUAUGAAGCUAUAGCAGACAUUUUGUAAUGCACUUAAUAUUGGCAGUCUUAAUAUUAUCAAUGCUAAAAAUACUGAGCUGAUGAUGAGUUUUAGUUUUCUAUUGUGUUCAUUUUACAGCCCUCAGUAUAUAUAUUGCUGUAUAAAUCUGUGGUAGACAGGUUUUGAUCUUAGAUAUUUAUGGUAUUGCAUAAUCAAAUAUAUUUGCAAAUAUUUUCAUUGUUAGUCUUUCAGUAACUUUUAAUCUAAACUGUACUGCAUGAUAUUAAAGUUCUAUUACGAAUCAUAUAUUACUGUGUAAUAAACAUUGAGCAGUUUAGUAUUCCAUUCUAUAGAUUUGUUUUAUUUUAUCAAAACAGAUGACUGUGUAGUGUCAGUUAUUUGUGAUGGUUUUAUUUUUGAGCAAGUUUUUCUUUCAAAUAUUUUUUUCUUCAUGAUGAUUAAAAAUAAUUUAAUUUUGUGUUAUCAAGUCAUAGUUUAAUACAUCAUCACAAUUUU